GCGGGACCAGCGGCGAGUCCAUGUGGGCGCCGGCGCGGCGCAGCGCGGGGUCGCUAUGGCGGAGGUGCAGCAGCUCCGGGUGCAGGAGGCGGUGGACUCCAUGGUGAAGAGUGUGGAGAGAGAGAACAUCCGGAAGAUGCAGGGCCUCAUGUUCCGGUGCAGCGCCACCUGCUGUGAAGAUAGCCAGGCGUCCAUGCAACAGGUGCACCAGUGCAUAGAGCGCUGCCAUGCACCUCUGGCUCAAGCACAGGCCUUGGUGACCAGUGAACUGGAAAAGUUCCAGGACCGCCUGGCUCGAUGCACCAUGCAUUGUAAUGACAAAGCCAAAGAUUCAAUAGAUGCAGGGAAUAAGGAGCUUCAAGUGAAACGGCAGCUGGACAGUUGUGUGACCAAGUGUGUGGAUGACCACAUGCACCUCAUCCCAACUAUGACCAAGAAGAUGAAGGAGUCUCUCUCAUCCAUUGGAAAAUAAAAGUCUUUGCUAGUGACCAUGGGGCUCAGGGCAGGAAUCUAUUUAAUAAGAAAUGGGAAUUUUAGUCUCUUAAGCAAAGUUUAUGUGAAGAAACUAAGGAUGGCAACAAGUUUAAGGCAUAUUUCACUUGCCUCUGGACAUGAUUCUUUUAUGUUUUAAUUAUAGAAAGUGAAAUGGAAAACACUGGUGCUAAAUUUGGGUCACAAUAGCAUAAGAGAGUGUUCUAGAGCCUAAAUUUCAUGUGGCAAGUGCUUUUCUUGGCAGUAGAGAUCUCUCAUGUACCAAGCCAGAGAUCCUCCAACUACCAUAUUCUUACUACACAGGUUGCAACAGGUUGGCACAUCCUUGUAACCCGCCUCUAAUCUGGUGAAGUUUGAGGAGAGGUGUGUCUAUUGCCAAUUCCUGUUUACUAUAAGUGUCAUGACACAAAUUUCUAGGAGUUAUAAAGCAAAUUCCGGUAGAUAAUGAAUUUAGAAGGGAAAGAAAAUGCUUCUGGAUCUUUAGUUUUGCUUGGUUUUGCAUGAGUUAGACUUAGGAUAUGGACUUGGAAGAAACAGUAGUUUGGAUGAGAACUUGAAUGGUUCCUUUUGCCAUCAAGAUGUAAAUUUGAAUUUCUGACAUUUUUUGCAUUUUUCAGCCUGGAGAUCAUUGCUGAAUCAUAAAGGUCAGUGUCACACUUGAGGUUGGAAAGCAAGAGCUUCCUCCACUAGCUAAUAAGCCCUGAGGCUUUUUGUAGCAGAAUGAUAGGAUGGUCUUGGUAGUGAUACUUCCCAUUGCAGGGAAAAGGGAUACAUAAAUACAGUAUUCAGUAAUAAACACUAAAAUAGGAACCAUUGUCUGGUUAAGAGAAUUGUAAAAUACUAGAAACCAAAAUCCUUGGAUUUUGUAGAAGAGAAUGGAAUAAAAGCCUAAACCCAGCAUUAUUUACCUAGCCCCUGAAUUCAUAGAUCCUAAUUAAGAUCAUCCCCUGGGCACAGGAAGGUCAAAAAUUAAGCAACAUCAGCUGA
Messenger RNA from Perognathus longimembris pacificus (Pacific pocket mouse), 1479 nucleotides. RefSeq names its product family with sequence similarity 136 member A (gene Timcc). Gene Ontology annotation, cellular component: cytoplasm. NCBI's taxonomy places the organism in Eukaryota, Metazoa, Chordata, Mammalia, Rodentia, Heteromyidae. The coding region runs from base 56 to 472 and encodes 138 amino acids. The record is from RefSeq and is a predicted model, not a curated record. The transcript is spliced from 3 exons.